AUGAAUUAAAAGGAGAUUGCCAAAGAAGUCUUAGCUGUUUCAUUGCACAUUGCAGACGCAGAAAAAUUUGACUUUGAAGAUUCUAAAAAGAGAAUGCAACUGUUAACUGAGUCUGUCCUCAAAACAAAUCUAUUGAGGCAAAAACCUAAUAAAAAUUGCAACUAAACUGUUGAUUUAGAGUUUUAAUAAAUUGAUAAUCUAAAAGAUUUGCUACCUCAUUUGGCGGAAUGCAGCAAUUUGCGUGAAUUAAUUUUACAUGGUAAUCGUUUACAUACCUUACCUGAAGAUCUCUCAACUUUGAGCACUGUUGAAACCCUAGAUAUCUCCAAUAAUCUCUUUGAUAAUAUCCUUCCCAUAAUCAAAGCUUUGAAAACUAUGCCAAAAUUAAUACAUCUAUAGAUUGGAUUGAGAAAUGUCAAUGAAGAGAAAUAUGUUAUCCAAUAGCUUCCCAAUCUAAUCACACUUAACAAUAGAAGACUUAAAUUUUUCGAUCAACUUGAUAGCGAGAGACUGUCUGAAAAACAAUCAGCAAGAUCUGAAAAAUCAUGUUAAAGUGAAGUCACUUUCAAUUAAGAAGAUGUGGACAAUGUGGAAAACCUUUUUAAUUAAAUUUGUAAUUUGGAAAAUACUUCCAAUCAAAAAAAAACACAUUCUCCUUAACUGGCUGACCAUGUCAAAGAUGUGAUGACAGAUUUUUAAACAAAAGUUCAACAAACACAUUCCAAACACUUUCUUGAUACCCAUAUUCUUAAAGCCAAAUUUGAUUUAUAUCAGAUCUGUUUCAGAGAAUUAAUUGAUUAUUUUCGUAACAAUAAUAACAAACUAGAAUAAGUCUUAAAGGCUUUGCAAUAGGAACAUUCAAAUAUCUUUAAUGAUUUAACAAAUGUCAUUUACAAUCUAAGAGAUUAUAAAAAAAUAUCAAAAGAAACGCAUGAAAUUGAAUAACUUAUCUAAGAAAGUGAAAUUGUGAAAUCUUAAAAUAAAGAAAUUCAACUUUUUAAAGAAGAGCAUGAUCGUCUAUUAAGUGAAAACAAUAAAAUUUUGUAGUAGAAAGAUUAAUUGUAUGAGCUGCUUCAACCUUUACAACUUCAGGUCAAUACUUUAUAGAAAGAGAUACAAAAAUUGGAAUAAGAGAAAGAAAAUCUCAAUAACAUAAUUUCUUAAUUAGAAUAUUAAUUUGCUUAAUAAUAAUAGCAAUUACAGCAAUCUAAUAGAGAUAGCUCUAAAUAAAUUUAAUCUGCAAACCAAUCCUUUUAAGACAUUUAGUCCUUUUCUAAUUUAUAAACUCAAUAAGUUGUAAUGCUUGUUAAAGCAACUUAGACUGAAAAUCAACAAUUGCUCGAAAAGGAAAGCCAAACAUUUAACGAAGAGGAAAAUGCUAUUUUAACUAAAUCCAUAGACAUGUAGUCAUUUCAAUAAGAAUCUGAAGAUAAAUCUUAAAAUGAUUAACAAUAAGAAAACAAAAAAUACUUAGAAACUAUAGUUAGAAGUUCAAAAGUCGAAAAAUCUUCCAAUAUUAUGUCUGAAAUCAGUUACAAAUAGACUGAAAGCCCCAGUUUCGUUGAGAGGAGGAGAUAAAAAGCUUUAUCAGAUUUCCAUCUUUUAGUUUAGCCUUAAUCAUUUAGACCAUUAACUCUAAAAUAACUCAAAGAGAUCAUUUAGGACAUUUAUGAGAGCAAAUAAAAACAUGAUAUUCGACAAUACGAGAACAGAUUGCCUCUAGAAACUAUCGAAUAGCAUAUGUACACUUACCUGUAUUAUAAAUAUGGAUUAAGAAACUUAGCUUUAGAAUGGGUUGCUUGCAUAAUUAAUGCAAUAUAGAGAUAUGUUACUGAAGACAAUGAUGUUGCUGUAUUUGGAUUAAUGCUUAAAAAUAAUUUAGAUGAAGAUUUUAGAUUACUGCAAUCUACACGUAAAUAAAAAAUUGAGCAUAUACUCUAUAUCAUUUUGUAGGCUAAAUAUAAGACAAAGCCAGUCGCAGAAAUUAAGGAGAUGGUUAAACAAAAAGUGGCAGGAUAUAUAACUCACCAAGAAGUGGUGGAUAUUUUGAAAAGCUUUCUUGAGGAGGAGGAAAAAGAUACUAUACUAAAUCUAUUAAAGAUGCAUUAAAUUAAAACUGCCAUCAGUGUAAGUCCAAUUAGAAAAGUCAAUUAAAUAGAAUAACAAAGUAGACCAAGUGCUUAAAAAGAACCAAUUAAAUAUGAAUUUUCUGUCUUUAUAAAGAUUCUUCUUGAAUUCUUUAUGAAUCUCUAUCAAUAAUAUUUAGCAAAUUUAUAUGUAGUAUUUGAGUCGGUUGAUCAUGAUAAAGAUGGAAUUAUCAAUCAAUAAUAAUUUUUUAAAUUGACUGAAAGCAUAAAGCCUAAUUUGAAGAAUGAAGAAUGCACUCAAAUUUAUGAAACAUUAGAUCCAUUUUAAAAUGACUAAAUAACAUUUUCAUAAAUUGUUAGAGUGUUCAAAAAUCUUUAAUUGUAAAAUAAAAAUGUAGAUCUAAUACAAUAGAUAUCUGUAGUUUGA
Messenger RNA from Paramecium tetraurelia, 2514 nucleotides. RefSeq lists its product as uncharacterized. The transcript is spliced from 9 exons. Gene Ontology annotation, molecular function: calcium ion binding; protein binding. NCBI's taxonomy places the organism in Eukaryota, Ciliophora, Oligohymenophorea, Peniculida, Parameciidae. The record is from RefSeq and is a predicted model, not a curated record. Gene Ontology annotation, cellular component: cytoplasm.